CUACUUAUGCUAUAAAAAAACCAGAAAUACCUGAUCCAGUACCAGUGCAUGAAGUUUUACCUUUACCUGUUGUUAUUACUCAAGAUAGUGUAAAUAAACGUAAAUAUAUUGUUGAAAGUAAAUGGUAUGGCACUCUUGAUCCUAAUGAGGAAGUCUAUGCUAAAUUCAAAUGCAGAAAUGGUGCAAAGGCUAAUAAAUCCAAUGUGAAAAAAAUUUUCUCUGAUUUCAAAGAAACAUUUGAAGUAAUAGUUCCUAAUAAAACCCAAAUUAUUACAUGUAGAAGAGGAAUUUUUGAUAUAGACAGUUUUAAGUUUCGUUUCAAGUUUGAACAUAAAGAAUAA
Dentiscutata erythropus is the source of this 341-nucleotide messenger RNA. The record is from the annotation of a GenBank genome assembly. NCBI's taxonomy places the organism in Eukaryota, Fungi, Glomeromycota, Glomeromycetes, Diversisporales, Gigasporaceae.